AUGCGACCAUUAUUAUUCUAUAUUUGUAAAGAUUUGACAACAGGUGGAUCCUUUGGUUCUUUAAAUUCAGAAGUGGUAGAUGAAAGUUGGGACAGGAAUUGGGUUUCUUACCAAUAUUUUCGACGUGGUUUUAUCUUUAUGACAAUUAUCUGGGGAUAUGGUCUUCUUUCUGAGGUUUUAGUUCGUGCUAUGAUUAUUUACAAUCUUACGCCCGUCAGAAUGUCACCUGAUAAAGCACUUGCUGCGUCAAACAUAAUACAUUAUGUUUGGUUAGCUAAAUUUGCAUUAUUAACUCUAUUUCUCGUUAGACGGAUGAAGAAACAAAAGGAAAAUUUAAGUUCUGCUUCUGAUCUGUCUCUUAUACACAUCUAG
Rhizophagus irregularis DAOM 181602=DAOM 197198 is the source of this 372-nucleotide messenger RNA. NCBI's taxonomy places the organism in Eukaryota, Fungi, Glomeromycota, Glomeromycetes, Glomerales, Glomeraceae. The record is from RefSeq and is a predicted model, not a curated record.